CGUCUCAUUAUUAGAGANAAAAAGGACGAAGUCGCCUCCUUCGUUGCCAACUAUAUUGUCGCAUUUAAGCCAUCGACAGACAGACCUUUUGUACUUGGCCUACCAACUGGUAGCAGUCCAGUCGAGGUCUACAAAAACUUGGUCGAACGUUACAAGAUUGGGGAGAUCUCAUUCAAGGAUGUGGUAACUUUCAACAUGGUAAGNGACGAGUACGUUGGGCUCCCUCGUGAACAUUCGGAGUCCUACCACAGCUUCAUGUACAAGCANUUUUUCUCCCACGUCGACAUCAGGCCCGGUAACAUCAACAUUCUGGACGGCAAUGCUGUGGACCUCGAAGCUGAAUGUAUAGCUUAUGAGGAGAAGAUCCUUCGAGCGGGCGGCAUUGAGCUGUUUCUUGGUGGAAUUGGCCCAGACGGUCACAUUGCUUUUAAUGAACCAGGCUCCAGUCUCUUGUCUCGCACACGCGUCAAAACAUUGGCAUACGACACCAUAGUCGCUAAUUCGAGAUUCUUCGACAACGACUUGGCCAAAGUGCCACGUAUGGCACUUACCGUAGGUGUCAAGACUGUUCUGGACGCCAGAGAAGUUGUGAUCUUGAUCACCGGCCCGCACAAAGCCCUGGCGCUUCAGAAAUGCAUAGAAGGNGGUGUGAACCACAUGUGGACGCUUUCGUCUCUACAGAUGCAUCCUCAUGCGAUGAUUGUUGUGGACGAAGAUGCCACCCUCGAGCUGCAGGUCAAGACCGUCAAAUAUUUCAAGUCUAUUGAACAGGUCUCGCAGUCCCAAGGCUUUACACAGACCUUGCCCGACCUCAGUCUCAUCAUCUCUAAGCGUGAGUCUGUCAUCGAAGCACUCGAUUCUCCGAGAUCGCCAGAGGUCACGCCAUACUCUCUGGCAUUACCAGUGCCGUUGGCGUCUGCCACACGCAACGUACCUCCAAGAGGGACAUACGANGUUGGUUACUAUCGGCGAGGGCUUCCCCUGCUGAACGGGGACAUCCUCGGUGGCAACAUUAGAGCCGUUACACCAGAUUUCAUGCCAGACAGGAUGAUGGACAGGAUCAAGGCCUAA
Aureobasidium vineae is the source of this 1071-nucleotide messenger RNA. The record is from the annotation of a GenBank genome assembly. NCBI's taxonomy places the organism in Eukaryota, Fungi, Ascomycota, Dothideomycetes, Dothideales, Saccotheciaceae.